AGCCCAUGCCAUGGUAGCUGCAGAUACUACGAAUAAAGAAAGUGAGAGUGUUGGCAGCUCUUCAGUUCCGUUGCCAGGCUUCUCUCAGGAGCAGUGGAAAUCAUUGAUCUCUUUUCUUGGUAAUCUGCCUAAUUCUAAUGACCGCAUGGCUGGACCGUCCCUCGAAGAGGCUGAUUGGAACGGGUGAACAACGGAAUGGACUGUACUACUUGCGAGAGGGACCUUCGGCUCAUGUUAUGUCCGUCAAGGAUACCAGGAACUCAGUGGUGGAAUUGUGGCAUCAACGGUUGGGGCAUCCAUCAUCGCAAGUGACUGAAAAAUUGGCUCCUGUAAGUGGUUUGAAGCAUACCGGAGAUCUGCCCUGUGAUAUUUGCUUUAGAGCUAAGCAAACUAGAGAUUCCUUUCCUACUAGUUUGAAUAAAACUCAUACAAUUUUUGAAUUAGUUCACUGUGAUUUAUGGGGUCCAUAUAAUACCCCUUCUUCUUGUGGUGCUACACAUUUUUUAACUAUUGUGGAUGACUAUUCUCGUG
Molecule: messenger RNA, 531 nt
Organism: Cuscuta epithymum
Lineage: Eukaryota; Viridiplantae; Streptophyta; Magnoliopsida; Solanales; Convolvulaceae
Source: the annotation of a GenBank genome assembly